AUGCAGCGGCAGGAGGUGGAAGACUGCUUCGCCACGGCCGUCGAGCUGGUCAGAGAGGCCGGGAAGAUCGUGAUGGAAGGGUUCAGAUCAGAGAAGAAAGUGAGCAAGAAGACCCACGCCGCCGAUCUGGUAACGGGUUAUGACACCAGAGUGGAGGUCUUCCUUAUCAGCAGCCUCAAGAGGAAAUACCCCUCGCACCAAUUCAUCGGGGAAGAGAGCUCGUUCGCUGAAGGCUCGCCGCCUGCUCUGAGCGACGCGCCCACCUGGAUAAUCGACCCUAUCGACGGAACCAUGAACUUCGUGCACGGCCUGCCUCUGGUGGCGGUCUGCGUGGCUCUGGCGGUGAACAGGAAGGCCGUGAUUGGCAUCGUGUACAACCCGGUGCUGGAGCAACUGUACACCGCCGUGGCUGGCAGGGGAGCCCUCCUCAACUCCGAGCCCAUCAGGGUCUCCAGCGUUACAGACAUGACCAAAGCUUUGGUUAAUUUCUGGACAGUUCUCCCAAAAAGCUCUAAUGAUUCAAUUCCAGAGGUGGACUACGGCUUAAAAAAUUUCUUGAAAAGAAUAACACAUGGGCACCUAGAACUGGGCAGCUGUGCAGUGGAGCUAUGCUUCGUGGCUGCAGGGAGUAUAGACGCCUUUUGUGUGAACCUGCCAAACAUCGGCUGUUGGGACUUGGCUGCAGCUGCACUCAUAGUACAAGAAGCAGGAGGUGUGCUCGUUGACCCGGAGACAGGAGGCGAGUUUGACAUGAUGAAAUGCAGAAUAUUUUGUGCUGGCACGAAUGAACUUGCUACCAGCGUCCUGAAAGAAGUGAACCACUUUAAAUGUUCUACAGUACCAAAGUGA
Messenger RNA from Bacillus rossius redtenbacheri, 849 nucleotides. Its product is annotated as inositol monophosphatase 1-like. The transcript is spliced from 6 exons. The record is from RefSeq and is a predicted model, not a curated record. Lineage: Eukaryota; Metazoa; Arthropoda; Insecta; Phasmatodea; Bacillidae. The coding region runs from base 1 to 849 and encodes 282 amino acids. Gene Ontology annotation, molecular function: inositol monophosphate 1-phosphatase activity. Gene Ontology annotation, biological process: signal transduction; inositol metabolic process; phosphatidylinositol phosphate biosynthetic process.